UCGACCUCCCUCAUCUCCAACUUGACAUUUCUAUACACCGUCAGUCGCGUCGUAUCGCGUCUCCCUCUUGCGCUGUUUGUAUCUCUCCCUUGCGCUGUGGCACCCUCCUCUUGUGGUCUAGUAUCUCCCUCGCGUCGUCGCGUGGUGACAAAUGGCAAUAACCCCAGCCGCAAGAGUCCGAGUUAUCGCACGUCUCCGGCCUCCAUUACCUGGAGAAGUGUGUGAUGAUGGGGUGCGUGUUGUUUCGCAUGUGCAUCGUGGUGGUGAGAAGGAAAAAGAGAACGUGAACGACACCCAACCCUCCGACCUCGCACCCGGAAUUCUAAUCCUCAAAGACCCUUCAUCAUCGAGUUUAACCCAACAAACCCAGCACUACCCCUUUCAUUCUGCGUACACCCCGCACUCCACCUCCGCGGCGCUAUUCACGCGGGACGUGUUACCGCUGCUCAACAACGUAUUGGGUGGGUCGACAGUGACAAUAUUCGCAUAUGGUGUGACGAGUUCCGGGAAAACACACACCAUGCAGGGGGAGGAAGGGAUUAUCGGGAUGGUUGUGGAUGAGUUGUUCAAAGGAGAAGGGGAAUUGGAUAUUUCAAUGUCAUAUUUGGAAUUAUACCUCGACGCACCCUAUGACCUCCUUGUACCCCCCACUCAACGGAGGAAACUCCAAAUUCUAUCUACCGUAUCGCGUGGGACGAAUCCCAAUCCCAAAAAUACCACUUUCGGACACACAAUCCACCUCCCCCACCUGUCCACGCACCCGAUCUCCUCCGUUGCGGAGUUCCACACCCUCUACCAAAGAGGAGUGCGCCACCGCUCCACCGGGGCAACACUGCUGAACUCCGGUUCCUCCCGCAGCCACGCGGUGUUGACGUUCUACAUCGGAGCGAGAGGUAAACUGCACCUCCUGGACCUGGCUGGGUCAGAGAACAACAACCUCACGGGGAACGAUCCACAGAGGAUGCGGGAGAGCGCGGCGAUUAAUACGAGUUUGUCGGCGUUGGGACAGGUCGUGGGGGCGUUGAAUGAGAAGAGUGGGGGGAGUGGUGCAAGAAUCCCCUACCGCUCCUCCAACCUCACGCGUCUACUCUCCGACGCUCUAGGCGGCACUUCUUUAGCGCUGCUCAUCGUAUGUCUGGCUCCGGGGGUUAAGUUCCGGGGUGAUCUCGUUAGGAGCGUUAACUUCGCCUCCAAAGCACAACGAAUCCAGAAUAAACUCCCUCCCCCACCCCCUCCACCUGCGCAUCCUGCAGCAACCACCCCCCUCUCAUCGAUAUCGAAGAAACCCACCGUCCCAUCGUCCAAGACGUUCAAUUUUGCUGUUCCUUUUCGGUCUUCCAACACCGCCUUGCCUUCAUCCUCCUCGACAUCAACGUUAAGGACAACGUCAACAUCAACAUCAACAUCAGCUGUUUCCCGUCCUCCCCGUCUCCUCCGUCCAUCCCGUCCAUCCCGCACCCGUCUGAGUGUCCACACCCAUUCCCGAACCCGGUCAGGGUCAGGCUCGAACCACAACUCGAACUCAAACCCCUCGUAUUUGUCUUUACACCGUUCUUCCCUACCGUGUUCCUCGAUCUCAUCGUCCCGGUCUUCCCGGUCCUCCUUACCCCGACUAUCCUCGCGACCCUUGCGAUCAUCGUUAAAUUCGUGCUCCUCGCGACGAUUGUCAACUGCGUUAUCCUCCGUACCCCUCCCCAUCCCCCGAAAAUCAUUCAUCCCGCUCCCUCUCCCUCUUGCACAGCCGCGUUUGGGUGUCCUUGUGCCCCGUAGUUCCUUCGCUCCUCCUGUUCCACCUCUUGCCCCUGUUUGGCAGUUUUCUCGCGGUACACAUCCUCCGGGGGGUUCUGUGAGCACAGAUACCACUCCUUCUACAAGUGCUACCACUGCUAGUACGUCAACUACACCUGCACCUGCAGAGAACCACACAACAAACCUAUCCCCAGUCCCCGAACGUGUCGAGGCUUUGUACCUACCGAGGUCGAGGAUUGGUCGAUAUAGUGGCGGCGGUGGUGGUGGUGGUGGUGGUAGAGGAAUAAGGAGAUCCUCCAUUCCCUCCUUUCUCAGAGAAGCAAGAAGCGAUGUAGAUGCGCGAGAUGAACAACAAAUACGAGCUGACAAGAAACACCAAGACAGUGGAGAAGAUACGAUCUCCUCAGGGGAUGUGGAUGUGGAUGUGAUGGAUGUGAUGAUGAUGGAUGGGGUGAUGGAUGACGAGGAGGGUCGGGAGCUGGUCGGUUUUUGUGAAGAAAAGGAGGAGCCGAAGGUAGGGGGGGUGAUGGUGGUGGUAUAGAAAGAACCGACCGAAUAAAUCUAGUACCAGUACGUUUAACGGAUCCAGGGGAGUUGCCUAAUGAACUUGCAAGUACGUAUCUCAUUCACACCUGUCAUUGCUUAUAUUU
Lentinula edodes (shiitake mushroom) is the source of this 2399-nucleotide messenger RNA. RefSeq names its product P-loop containing nucleoside triphosphate hydrolase protein. Gene Ontology annotation, cellular component: kinesin complex; microtubule. Lineage: Eukaryota; Fungi; Basidiomycota; Agaricomycetes; Agaricales; Omphalotaceae. Gene Ontology annotation, biological process: microtubule-based movement. The transcript has 2 exons. The record is from RefSeq and is a predicted model, not a curated record. The coding region runs from base 152 to 2290 and encodes 712 amino acids. Gene Ontology annotation, molecular function: ATP binding; ATP hydrolysis activity; microtubule motor activity.